Molecule: messenger RNA, 9484 nt
Organism: Poecile atricapillus (Black-capped chickadee)
Lineage: Eukaryota; Metazoa; Chordata; Aves; Passeriformes; Paridae
Gene: WDR33
Product: WD repeat domain 33
Exons: 8
Coding region: 174-935 (253 amino acids)
Cellular component (GO): mRNA cleavage and polyadenylation specificity factor complex
Molecular function (GO): protein binding
Source: RefSeq, a predicted model, not a curated record
GCGUGCGCUGCUGGCGGGGGAGGCGGAGGGAAGAUGGCGGGCGGCCGUGGGUCGUGAGGCGGCGGCGGCGGAACUUGCCGGGGCCAGGAGGACGAGGCGGGCAGCGAGGUGUUGGUGGGGCGCGGAGUCCCGAUACGAGAGGCUGGCUGGGCGCCUUUCAGCAGGACGCAGCCAUGGCCACAGAAAUCGGCUCCCCGCCCCGGUUCUUCCACAUGCCGCGGUUCCAGCACCAGGCGCCGCGGCAGCUCUUCUACAAAAGGCCUGACUUCGCCCAGCAGCAGGCCAUGCAGCAGCUCACCUUCGAUGGGAAGCGCAUGAGAAAAGCUGUCAACAGAAAGACCAUAGACUACAAUCCUUCUGUAAUCAAAUAUUUGGAGAAUAGAGUAUGGCAGAGAGACCAACGAGAUAUGCGAGCAAUCCAGCCCGAUGCAGGAUAUUAUAAUGAUUUAGUCCCUCCUAUAGGAAUGCUGAACAACCCUAUGAAUGCUGUGACAACAAAAUUUGUUCGGACAUCUACUAAUAAAGUAAAAUGCCCAGUGUUUGUUGUCAGGUGGACUCCUGAGGGGAGACGCUUGGUCACUGGUGCAUCUAGUGGGGAGUUCACUUUAUGGAAUGGACUGACUUUCAAUUUUGAAACAAUAUUGCAGGCUCACGACAGCCCUGUAAGGGCUAUGACUUGGUCACACAAUGAUAUGUGGAUGCUGACAGCAGACCACGGGGGAUAUGUGAAAUACUGGCAGUCCAACAUGAACAACGUCAAGAUGUUCCAGGCACAUAAGGAGGCGAUUAGAGAGGCCAGUUUCUCACCCACGGAUAAUAAAUUUGCUACAUGCUCUGACGACGGCACUGUUAGAAUCUGGGACUUUCUACGUUGCCAUGAGGAGAGAAUUCUUCGAGGGCAGCCUAGGUUUGUCUGUGUGCAUCAGUGUUCCUGAAGCUGCAUUUCUCUAGAUCACAUUCCCAGCUUCUCCAAAGACUCCGUAAGUAGACCUGCUGUGCUCACAAAAAUAUUUUGUUCCUUUACAUCCAGGUGAAAUGGGUGCUAGACAAUCUUUUUUCUUCUUUUUCUCUCAAGUAAGAGCUGGUCUACAAAAUAUAUUUCACUGUUCAUUCCCACACCUGUUCCAGGUCUUGACUGUAAUGUCUAAACAAAAAUUAAUUUCUGAGUUUAAGCAUUCUAACAGAAGACUGCAUAUUAUUAAAUAUUAUUUUGAGACUUCAGUUAUCUCAAAAAAUAUUAUUUAUUUACUAAAAUAUAAAUUUUAAAUUUUAGAAGUUUUUUGUCUUAAAACAUGAGAAGUGCAGGCCAGAUUUGUAUUGGUGUUUUUACUACAACUGAGUUUAGAAAGAAGUAACCACACAUUUCAAAACUUGUAGACAAAAUUCUCCCAUUUGAAUUGUAAUUAAUCAAGAACAAGGUACAGUUGCACAUUGAAAAAACAAUCUGGGCAUCUAUGAAGCAUAUUUAUAUAUAGCAUAGGUGCUUCUAAUUGUUAGCAAGAUAUCUCUGUUUUCUAAGGAUUAACUGAGUCUGCAGCUUGAUAGAGUGCUGGGUGUUACUGCUUGCUGUUUAUUCCUGGUCAAGAAGCAUCCUGCCUUUUUUUGUCUGCCUUCUGUUCUUUCUUACCCAUGCAUAAUUCAUACGCAGAAAUAGUGUUUUUAAUUAGCCCAGCUGAUACAGUGAGAGAAAAGAGUAGGGUUUUGUUGUUUGGUUUUGGGGUUUUUUUAAAGGCUACACUAGCCCUUCUUUAAGGAUGCAGAAACUUGCUUAUUUUAGUUCACUUGAUGUAGUUGGAUAAUAAGAUGCCUUUUCCCUGCAGAUCUUGCUUUAUGCCCUUAAAUCUUCAAGCAACAGCAACUCUUUGUUGCUUCCCUAGCAGGAACUCGCCUACUUAAAAUGACUGUAAGAGGUUUUUUUUCUCUUCAGCUAUACAUACAUUCUCAAAAGCAUUAUUCUCUUGGCUGCUUUGCUAAAUUUAGCCCUUAGGAAUAUUGAUAAUAUUGAUGAAUAUGGAUUACUCUUGUUCACCACUCUCCUUUUGGAAGUCCCUCUUCUCCAGAGACUUACAAGUGAGCACACGGUGUUACAAGUAUGAAUGCAAAAAGCUAAAUUCAGUGAGAAUUCUUUUAUUACAUUUAAUUAUUCUGCAGUUAUUCUUUGGAGUUCUUUGGACAAAGGUAGGUUCUUUGUUUCACACUACUCCUAGUUUGUCAGGAAUAUCCCUUGCUUCUAAAGGAAUGGAGGAAUAAAAGAUCUUUCCAAUCACCUAUGCAAGCAUGUUGGAGGUGUCAUUUCUGUAUUACGUAUUGCAUUUGCUGGCAGUUUUAAACAGGACUUUUCUAAAAAUGCAGCCAGGAAUUUUUGAGCUUGCAUUAAUUUAGAAUUCCUGUGGUCACAUAAAACUGGAGCAGGGGAGGCUUUAAAUAGCAGGUGCACUCCUGCCAGCCAUGUUUGGAGGGAUGCAGCCACCCCUUCCUGGCUGGAAAACACAUCCUGCUUGCUCACAGGCUUUGCACACGCUGCCUGAUACUCUCUCACUGCCAUUUUCUUUACAUCAUGGAAUUCUUCAAGGACUAUCCAGGCUUUGUCCAUAAGAGCAUUUAGUGUGUGUGUUUCAGCCUGCAAUUUCACCAUGAGGAUGUCUGUUCCUAGUAAGCUUGGCUAGAAACACUGGCAGUUAAUCAGUGUUUUGCACAAUGGUUGAAGCUGCAUUAUUUCCUGCACAGCUCUGUCAUCUCAGGUAUCAUCACUUCCACAGGUGUAGAAAAUCACAUUAAUUCACUGAAAUUCAAAAAAGUUCUAAGUCAUGUGGGUUUAUUCCACUAAAGUAAUUUACUAGGUAUUGCACAAGUUAUUUUUAACCCAUUGCACAGUAUUUAUUUACCAAAUUAAUGACUUGUUCCAACAGAAUGUUGGUAUUUGAAUAAGCUUUUUUUUAAACUUUUUGUAAGAUGGAAUAAUUUACUUGGUAAGUAAGUUUACUUCAACUUACUUUGCAAGUAAAGGAAUAGGCAUGAGACAAUUUUUCUGAGAAAUACUUAGCAGCAGCAAUUAUCACAAGUAUCUAACAAGCAUAGUUCAUUAUUGGUGUAUGAAAGGGAACAGUGUGGGGAAUUUAAAUUAGAAUUGAAUUUGACAUAAAGUGCCAUAUUAAAAAUCUUAGAAAUUGAUGUUGCAUUUAUUAGACAUGAAGGGUAUCAGAAUAUUUUUCCUGAUAGAUCUAUUUCUUGCAGUCCUUGCACAGAAAGGACUCGAGUUUACGAGUGAGGAGGUAAUUAAUUUUUCAGUUUGUUACAGUCCAUGGCUCUUGGAUGCCAGUCACUGUGGACUGAACAUCUGCAGGGAUGGGAAUGGUCACCCAGAUGGUUAAGGUGAUGUGUUCUGCUCACCAGAUGUUUUCUCCUAAUUCUAGUUCCAGUCAGCCUGAACAAAUUACCUGCUAGUGAAAAAUGAUAAAUUGCACUAAUAAUUCUGAAAAUCUAUCCCACUCCAAAAAAAAAAAAAAAAAAAAAAGAAGGAGUUUCAUUCACAUAGGAGCAGAAAAGGUUUUACUCAUUUCUACAUAAUAGCAGGAAUAUUUACUGCUUCCUUGCCAUGUGUGUCAUGCAGACUGCAUAACUAAAUCCCCAGUGGUUUCUGUGAGAGGGGCAGUGAUCCAAGGGCACAACCUCUGGGGCUGUCUUGAGAUCAGGGCACUGCUGCUGGGGUGAUCCAAGCCCCGUGGCCAGCAGAUGAAGCUCCUGUUCCUAGAGCCAGGUGUUCCCCAGCCUGCUGUUCCUCUCCCCAGUGUAGUGCUUCUUGCAACAGGUCAUGUUCAUGGCACAUUGACUCUUGUAAAACUGCAUCUUGCUAGCAGCAGAUAAUUCAUUUGGGAGUGGGUAUUCCAAAAACAGACCAGCCUAAUGAAGGUGUAUUUUGUGUACUAAAACAGUAACUGUAUUUUAUUUGCACUGAAAAUAAACUGUUGACAUGGGAUUAUACCUGUUAAAGCUUCUUUUUUAUUUUUUUUUGUUAACUUUUUAAGGUUAAAAAAGCACUUUAUUCCCAAAUACAGACUUGCUAUGUUAAGAGAAAUAUUAAAAGAAUCAAAAUGUAAAUUUGGCAGUACUGUUAACUUGCAUCAUUUUGCAAACAAAUAUAUUUGGUUUUUUUUCACUUUCCUCAGUGGAUUACUUCAGUAGCAAUGACAUGCUCUUACCUAGUCUUUCUUAAACAGAAAUUAUACCAUGUUCUCUCAUGAGAGUCAUCUUUCUUUGGUCUGUGCUUUGAGACUAUUUAUGGAAAUUUAUCUGUGCAAGUGAAGAGGUGACUCUUUUUUCCACCUCCCUCACAGCACUGAUUCACUUAAUCAGUAAUUUUAUUUUACAGAAGAUUUCUAAAGUCCAACUUCCUAGCAGAUAAAUCCUGUAUUUUCUCAUUCCUCAGCUUAGCUCUAGACACCACUCACAGCACUGUAAAAGGUGUUUUAUUUGAAGAGCACAUAUCAGUUCUACUCCAGGCCAGGAGAGCAGCCUCAUACUGGCCAUGACCUCCCCCUCACUAUUUUUGUGCUUAACCUACUUCCUUCUGCCUGUUAUUUUCCAAAUGUGUGCCCUCUUCCCAAGAACACUUGCUUUUUAGCAGCUUCAUCUACGGACCCAGUUCAUUGUGCUUAUGGGAAUUGGUUUGUCUCUUUCUGAGACUGGAAAGAUAUUUUUAAUUUUCCUCCUUUUGCUGUGUGUAAGAUGAAAAAUUUUAAAAGCUGCUACAGAAAGCACUGAGAGAAAUCAAAAGAUUCCUUAGGAAAAAACUUCUUCCUGAAUCACAUGGUCAUAGUAAACACUUGUUCUCUUUUGCCUUUAAUUUUAAAUUGAUAAUAUAGUUGGUGUUUUCUUUUGGUGGUUUGAGCCACAUUUUUUACGCAGCUGUAGAUGAUUUGAAGUUUAGCAGGUAUCUUUUGUGGUGCUUUUUUUAUAUAACAAAUGCUCCAAAAUCCAGGUCAAAAAAGCUCCAUAGAUAACUUGUUAAUAUUUCCAACUUGUAUUUCCAGAAUGGUGGUAAUUAAAAUCUCUGGUACUAAUAUUCCUCUUGUUGUGCUCAUCCCAUAUCAAAGAAGACUGAGUUAAAAUUCUGCAGGCAAGAUCACUGUUUCAGAAAAACCAAAAAGUUUAUUUUUUCUUAGUCUUGAUGAAGAGAUAGUCAACUUCUUUUUUUUUUUUCUGUGUGCACUUACAGAUAGAUGGACAUUCUGUGUCUUGGAUUCUUUUGUCCAUGUCAUUUGACUUUUUAUGUAUUCUGUAGAAUUUUGGCUCUAUGUCUUGUCUAGAAUUUUUUUAUAAAAUUUAAGUUUUUUAAAGCUCUAUAAUAGAUUUAAUUCAAAAAGUACUUCAGACUAACUUAUUUUUUCUCUAAGUGUAAGAUUUUUGACUAGCAAAGUUUCUGUUUACGUAAUUGGAAAAUUUUAAUUUUGAAAUAUUAGACAAUGCAUCUGGUGCUAACAUGGAGGGGUGUGCAAUAACAGCCAGGAGCUGUUGUUAUAGCAUUGGAAUUGAAUAUUUUUCUGUUUCUGAAGAGUAAUUUUCCUGUUCUAAUCAACAUUUUUUCCUGUGGAAGUUCUGAUUACUUCAUGAGAACAUAACACUGCAGUUACAGUUGCAGUAGGCUUUUAGGCUUUUUUCCUGUCAAAUUCUGCAUCAUUUCUUUAUCUUAUUUUGGGAAUUUGUAGCAUUCUGCUGGGUACAUGUCCCUAUAGACACAAAUACAAAUUCAGUUAUAGCAUGAAUCACAGAGGGGAACAAUAUUCAUGUCUUGGCUGACGUUUUUACUCCUUUGAGGCUGGCAGUGAAACAAAACUAACUGGUAGUGACUUCCAGAAGCACAGGGUUGGAAGAAGUAUUUAGUCUAUCCAUAGCCUGAUGUGGAGGGAUGUGUUUGAUUCCUGUAUCCUCUGUUCUGGUCUUGAAAGAACAGUCUUUUAUUAUAUUGCCAUAGGAAACCUGUGUCACACCUAUUUUUUUUUUACAUUAAGAAGUAGUAGCAGUAAUUUUUUUUCCCCUGCACAAAUGCGGAUUUAAAAUGUGCAUGCAAAAUGUGAUUUAAAAAUCACAUCUCUCCUGUUUUGUUCACAUCUGCUUGUGAAAUCAGUAAAUGAAUCCGAGGACAGGAUUUCCCACAAAUUGUUGCCAGCACUUUUGUUUGGAAACCCACUUAAAUUGGUGAUAGCCCCCUUUGCCUUUCUUCUCAUGCCCAUAUACAUUAUCUUUACAUGUUCUCCAUACUUCUUCCCCCUGGAUUUGAUAGAUCUGGAUUACUUAAGUGUUAUUUGGAUUGUUUUAUCCCAUUUCUUCCUGUUGACAACUCUCCCUUUCUUUGUUAGUUAUUUUGCACAAAAUACCGGGUAAAUUUUGAACACCAUAUUUUUCCCUGUCUCUUUGUUCAGUCAUAUGUGAAGAGCUUUAUUUAAGAUCUGUUCAUGUGCUUGUAGAAUUUAAAAUGAUACACAGGGACACAUGGAUUUUAGAGAGUUUCAUAGUUAUCCACACUGCAAAACAGUUGUUUCAUAAGGGACCUCUCUUUAGAAUUGAAAGAGAAAUAAAAAAAUUUGCAUUUCUUUACUUAAUUAGGAACUGCAGUGUUGUUUUUAAAUCUGAAAGAGGAAAAGGUGUUGUUAAAUUUCAGAAUUAUUAGAUGGCAAGAAAGGGAGGACUGGGAGUGUGGUGGCAAUAUAGGAAAGUCAGGAGAAGAAGAGGAAAUAAGAGCACUGAUGCUGCAGAAGUUUAAAUUAGGACAGAAAAUGUUCUUUUUUUCUGUCUCUCACCUGACCUCAUCUCUGCUGCUUAAAAUUUCAACCAAAAUUUUAGGUUUCUGUAAUCUUCAAAUCAUUGUUUGUCUCCUGCAUUUCAAUUACACUUUUUCACUGAGAUUGUUUUUUUUUUUUUUUGCUGUGUUUUUUCUCAUUUGCCCCAAGAUCACAGCUAAAUUAGACAGGACUGUAUAAGAGUGUGAUAUUACAUGUGGUAAUUACAUGCCAGAUUUUUUCCUGUUUCAGUUCAUGCUGUCCUGUUCAUUGGGGUGGGUUUCCAUUCCCAUAAUUUUUCAGCCCUUUUGUAUUUCAGUUGCUUGAAAAUUGGCCCUUUCUGCUUGAGAUGAGAAUUCUGUCUGCUCAGAGAGAGCAGUGCUUUGUAACUCAGUGCUGUGCUUUCUGCCAGGGGUUUAUUUCAGUAGACCUGCUGCUUCCCACUUUGCUCAGCCUUGGUGGCAUUGCAAAAUGCAAAGAGCAAAUUUACUGGCCUCUAUCUUCAUAUCCCUUCUUGGAUCUUUUACACUUGCUAAUUGGAUUAUUAACUGACACAGAUAUUUUCCUACAGUCUUUAUAAAGUUUGAUAAUCUUUCUGUCGGCCCCCUCGCCUCACCCCAGGCCUGCUGCUGUUCAUGUACUACUGGGAUUAUUGUCAGCCAUCCAGUUUUUGCCCUACAACCAAAGAAAACAGUUUCCCCAGCUUCUGUGUACCUAAACUCAGUAUGUCUUUGCUUGAGAUUGUAGUGAGCUCAUAAUUAUGAGAUGUUUUGUAAUGGUAAACUGGGUGUCAGAAGUACUUAUAUAUAUUUUUUGGCUGGAAAGAAGAAAAAUAGCUUUCCUGCAAAAGUGCUGUCCCUUAAUGUGAGCACCUGGAUGGACAAGUGUUCACCUGGGUCUGGCUAGAUGAUCAUGACUGUCUUUAAAAGUAAUUUACUUGACUGACAGUUGAUGGUGCUUCUCUCAAAGGGAUGUUAAAAAGGUAGGAGGUUGCCCUGUCAUCUUAACCAUGAAAACACAUUGAAAGCUAUUCUUACAGUUAAAGAAUAUCAAGUUGAGUGAAAGAUCUUGGUGGUCCUUCUGUGCUUCUGGGUGUUUCUAUUAAAAGAUUCUGUGUUCACUUGGGAGUAAGGAUAUAUCAAGUUAUAUAAAAGACUUCUUGUAACUUCUUUUACUGAGAUCCACAAAUACUUUUCUUAGUUUUUUGUAGCUUGCUGAGAGAAUUCUCUGGUCAUGUGGCUACACAGGGGUUUGAAACUUGAAUUAACCUCUAAACUAGGUCUUUGGGCUGUUCUUUUCACAUGCAACAGCCGUAAUCAGCAGCAGAAUUCAAAUGAGCAUCCAGCAGGAUGUUAAAGGAAAUAAUUACUGGAAAUUAUUACUAAUGGUUACUCUUAGCUUUUCUGGAAGUCUUUGUUCUCUUCCUGGAGCUGGGAGCUAAGUAUUCUGAUUUUACCACUUAGAACCUUGACCAAAAUUUUGGUCAAAGCAGAGAGCUAGAGGCAAGGAGGUACUAAACCCUACAGUGUCUGCCCUGAUUUCCUUCAUUUCCCCUCUUAACUAAUUUGCCAGGCUGAAUUUUAGGAUGCACCAAAGUUUCUUCAUUAGCUUCAAUUUCAAAAUACAUCUAAAUUGAUACUGUGGUUUUGACAUUCCUUCUUAGCAUUAAUUACUGUAGUUUCAAUAAAACUAUCAAACUUUGCUUAAUGAUGUCAUACAGAUGUAACAGGCAAAGGCUUGGCAAAAAUGUGCUGACGGAAAGGCUGGGGGGUUUUGACUCCUUAUUGGCACGAAGUAACCACACCAGGUCACCAUUUUCAGGAGUUAGCAACCAGAACUAGAUCCUUAGUAUGUAUCUAGAAAACCCAAUUGAAGCUACUCUAGGUUCAGUUCAUCUCAAAAUCCCAUCAGUUCCUGGAAGCUUGGCUUCAGGCAUCAGAUUUUAACUCACGCCUCACUUUGUUCUUCAUUCAUAAACUACAAGUGUAUGUUCUGACUGUAGUUACUUUGACAUGAACUGUCACUGUGAGGCUUCAAAUUAUUUGAUAUUCUAAUCAAAUUCUUUUAUUCUGGUUUGGCUUUUUUUAAGUUGAUGGUACAGGCUAUAAGCAGACUCCAAAACACUUGUUUGGCUCAUGUUUAGAGGACUUGAAUGGGAACGUUUCAUGUGAAAAAUAUUUUGGUCUGUUUUUACAACAUAAUAUGCUGCCCAGCAAUUUGACUGUACUCAGAUAUAAAGCCACAAAGCUCUGGAAGCUACAGACUCAUGAUUGACAAAAUAAUUUAAUUUCUCAUCUGUUAAGUUCACGCUUUUUUUGGCAUGGAAGGAGCAGGCGUUGUUCCUCUCUUGGGCACAGCUGUACUUGUCCCUGCUGUCUUUUCCCCUGUUCUGUGCCAUGCUGUGUUAAAUGAGCUUCGUCCUGUCUGGGGGCUCCAUACAGGCAACAUUCCUUAGAGGCAGUGCCAGCUUUGUCAGAUCCAGUGGUUAGUGCCAGGGACUUGAAAGAAGGUGCCAGAAAACAAGCAGUAUAAACUGUGGGACACUCUUACUGAGGGAGUGGGGGUUUGGCUCCUGUCAGAUGUUGAUGUUAAUGAAGCAUGAGAGAUUUUCUUACAAUUGCUGUUCAUUUUUAAUGUUUCUUGUACAAUACUUUUCUUAUCAUUAAAUGUAAAUGCCCUUUUAAAUAAAUAUUUUCUGUCAAUGAAAA